Camelus dromedarius (Arabian camel) is the source of this 2752-nucleotide messenger RNA. RefSeq names its product UL16-binding protein 1. Bases 57 to 791 code for a protein of 244 amino acids. Gene Ontology annotation, biological process: immune response. The transcript has 5 exons. NCBI's taxonomy places the organism in Eukaryota, Metazoa, Chordata, Mammalia, Artiodactyla, Camelidae. Gene Ontology annotation, cellular component: external side of plasma membrane. The record is from RefSeq and is a predicted model, not a curated record.
CUAUUAAACGGAGAUUCACCGCUCCCGGCACAGUUGCGUCUCUCCAGAGGCUAGCGAUGGUGCGGACCAGUGGCUCCAAGACCAGUUUUCGCUUCCUGCGUCUACUACUCUCAGUUUACAUGGUGUACAGCGCUCCUCACUCUCUUUCCUAUAACUUCACCAUCAGUCCUAAUCCCAGACCGGGACAGCCAUGGUGUGUGGUUCAAUGCCAGGUGGACAAAGAGUAUUUUCUCUCCUAUGACUGUGGCGCUGCUAAGAUCCAAUCCAUGAGUCUCCUGGGAGAGAAAGUAAAAGGCACAAAAGAUUGGGAAGGACAGAUGGAAACACUCAGAGAUGCUGGGAACGUGCUCAAAGAGCAAUUGCCUGACAUUGUGCCGGAGGAACACACUCUCAGGGAUCUUCUUACCCUGCAGGGUAUGAUGACAUGUCACAAGAAAGCUAAUGGAGACAGGGGUGCAUCCUGGUACUUUGGCUUCCAUGGCCAGAUGUCUCUCACCUUUGAUCCGGAAAAUGAAACCUUGACAUUGGUUCAUCCUGAAGGCAGAAGGAUGAAAGAGAAGUGGGAGCACAACAGGGAUGUGACCAAGUUCUUCAGGAAGACCUCCAUGGGCGAUUGCAGGGCCUGGCUUGAUCGUUUCUUGGAGCACUGGAAAGAGAUACUGAAAACAACAGCAUCACCAACCACGGCCACCCACACAACCCGGUCCAGGGCCAUAGCCGUCAUGCCCACGGCCUGCCUCCUCUUCGUGGUCUUCACCUAUGGGGUCUUCACCUAUGGCAUCCUAUGCUGAGUCCUUUUCACUAACAGGCUUAUGGUGCUACCACAAAGCCCCUGACAGGGUGGUCUGCCUCAGAGACUCUGCCUUUUGCUUGGCCACCUUUGAUCUUCUGCCGUUCAUUUUAGACCACCACAGAUUCACACCCUGCAAAUCCCAGGGCUACCAGCCGAUCCCGAUGACACAGUAGAUGUACCAUCUCAUGUCCUUUUUCAAUUUGGUGACUGUUCUACUCAGAACAUUUUUUCUAAAACAUUUUGCCACGUUCUCUUGGUGCUACUGAUGGAAUUCCUGCACUGAAACAUUCAAAUGUUUGAACAAGGAAUCGCAACAAACAGGACCUUUUCCAUCUUCUUCUAGUUUGUGGAAAACCAGACUCUUCUCUGCAUCUCGUGACCUUGUUCUUGCAAAUGAUGAUGCUGCCAGAAAAAUAACAUGUGCUGCUUAUUACAGAACCUCAGGAAUUCUUUCUGUGUCUGGGGAAACAAUGUGAGGGUAUUUAAGAAGAAUUCAAUCUUAUUUAUGAUUGUAUCUAUUAAUUUAUUACACUAGAUGUAAUUCCUUCAGAUUUCUGUUUUAUCUUUUGGUCAACUAAUCUUCGACAAAGGAGGCAAGAAUAUACAAUGGAAUAAAGACAGUUUCUUCAGCAAAUGGUGUUGGGAAAACUGGGCAGCAGCAUUUAAAACAAUGAAGCUAGAACAUUCCCUUACACCAUACACAAAAAUAAACUCAAAAGGGAUCAAAGACUUAAACAUAAGACAAGAUACAAUAAACCUCCUAAAGGAAAACAUAGGCAAAACAUUAUCUGACAUACAUCUCAAAAAUUUUCUCCUAGAAGAAAUAAAAGCAAGAAUAAACAAAUGGGACCUAAUGAAACUUACAAGCUUCUGCACAGCAAAGGAAACCAGAAGUAAAACAAGAAGACAACCUACGGAAUGGGAGAAAAUUUUUGCAAAUGAAACCGACAAAGGCUUGAUCUCCAGAAUAUACAAGUAGCUCAUACGACUCAAUAAGAAAAAAAUAAACAACCCAAUCCAAAAAUGGGCAGAAGAUCUAAACAAGCAAUUCUCCAAGGAAGACAUACAAAUGAUCAAAAAGCACAUGAAAAAAUGCUCAGUAUCACUAAUUAUCAGAGAAAUGCAAAUCAAAACUACAAUGAGGUAUCACCUCACACCAGUCAGAAUGGCCGUCAUUCAAAAAUCCACAAAUGACAAAUGCUGGAGAGGCUGUGGGGAAAGGGGAACCCUCCUACACUGCUGGUGGGAAUGCAGUUUGGUGCAGCCACUAUGGAAAACGGUGUGGCGCUUCCUCAAAAGACUAGGAAUAGACUUACCGUAUGACCCAGGAAUCCCACUCCUGGGCUUGUAUCCAGAAGGAACCCUACUUCAGGAUGACACCUGCACCCCAAUAUUCAUAGCAGCACUAUUUACAAUAGCCAAAACAUGGAAACAGCCUAAAUGUCCAUCAACAGGUGACUGGAUAAAGAAGAGGUGGUAUAUUUAUACAAUGGAAUACUACUCAGCCAUAAAAACCGACAACAUAACGCCAUUUGCAGCAACAUGGAUGCUCAUGGAGAAUGUCAUUCUAAGCGAAGUAAGCCAGAAAGAGAAAGAAAAAUACCAUAUGAGAUCGCUCAUAUGUGGAAUCUAAAAAACAAACAAAAACAAAGCGUAAAUAAAGGACAGAAAUAGACUCAUAGACAGAGAAUACAGCUUGUGGUUGCCAGGGGGGCGGAAGGUGGGAAGGGAUAGACUGGGAUUUCAAAAUUGUAGAAUAGAUAAACAAGAUUAUACUGUAUAGCACAGGGAAAUUUACACAGAACAUUAUGGUAACUAACAGGGAAAAAAAUGUGACAAUGAGUGUGUAUAUGUCCAUGUAUGACUGAAAAAUUGUGCUGAACACUGGAAUUUGACACAACAUUGUAAAAUGAUUACAAAUCAAUAAAAAAUGUUAAAAAAAAAAAAAAAAGAAAGAAA